AAAGGAUACCAGGGAAGUGAUGGGGCUCGUGAUCUUCUCUGAGAGUCUUCUCUUGUGGCAGGGGUUCUUUCAGAGCGCGUUCGUGUAUGCUGUAUCACGGAGCGACCUAAAAGUAGCAGUGAGAAAAAUAAACCAAGAGCUCCUAUGGUAAUGUCGAGCAAUGGUCCAUAAUUAUUCCAACAUUAUGCGAUUGCAAAUCGAGACGGUGACGGAGACCGUCUUCUAGCGCCAGCAUCAAGUCGCAGUAGAACGAGAAAAAGAAUCACUGAAAAUAAAGACCGCAGCUAUUUUACACAUAAAAACAAGCUUGACGACUCGUUGCCGUUGGACGACCUCCACCAUCUACGAUGGGCAACGAGCUUUCCAACGGACCUUCGCAGUAUGGCGGCUCCGCAACCUCCGGUGUGGUCGAUGCAGUUUUGCAGUUUAACGACCUACGGGACUGGCUAAAUCCACAGGAUGAAGAUCUCCAAGUACCGCCUUAUCCCGUCGGAGGACGGACUGCCUCUUCGUCCUCAACCGCAGUGGGAGUCACCCCGACAAGUGCGACAGCUAGUAUCCCACCGAGCUUCACCGCCUACGUUUCUGUCGACAAUUCGCCCGAAGUGCCGCUCCACCGGGGUGCCGACCCUUUGUGGGUCAAGUUGACGCUGAGAAGCAUAGUGCAGAUACGCAUCGUUGCGACAAUAACGUCAGGUGGAUCUCCACAGAUGAUAACCCAGCAAAGGACCGUCGGAGUGUGCCAUGUGCCCGUUGCAAAAGUGGAGCAGCGGAGACUCGGUAUAAUGAAGAUGAACUAGAAUCGAUCCUAUUUUUUAUACAAUGAAAGUAGAAUCGAGCCAGCACCAGCUGCACACGACCUUUUGUCUUCAAGAGUAGAAGACCCUACAAAAUAUAUGAAGAACUCAAAGCAAUUCAACUGUCUCGCCCCUCGCCUUGAAAUCAAAAAAAAAGUCGAACUCCAAAGGUAUGGUUCUCUAUCACACCUGGCUUCUUCUCGAACAGCCGCAGGGAGUCCGUAGUACGAUCGAGGACCAAUUUGAAAACUCUCUCUACAACAUCGGUAAGUUCCUGCAGCAGCCCAAAAUCUGCAUCACCUUAGCUGCCAAGGAAGAGUACAGCUUGAUCGCGAAAAGUGGGGGAAUCUACCCGUUGCUUGAGGACGUGGAUCAUGGAGGUGGAACGAGCGAACUGGACAUGAUGAUCGCCAGCAGUGGAGCUUCUAGCGGAGCAACUGGGACGAGCUCCUUCUACGGUGGGGCUGGCGGUGGAACAAGUAUGACGACACCUGCAACCUCUUUGACGUCGUUGACGGCGAAAAAAGCCCGUCGCUACCACUCCGUCCUCCACUCCCACUUUCAGCACCUCCAGCUCUGUCAGGGCUAUUACCAGAAAUACCUGUCCGAGCGCAAAGCGAAUUAUAGUGCUAAGGCCGCGGGCGGGAGGGGGUCUUUUGCCAACGAGUAUGAUAGCCAACUACCUGGUGGAGUACCAAGUGGCGUGGCCGCUGCAACAGCGGAGGCCAGCGCGCUGUUGGACCAGAUGAUAUGUAUAAUUUUUUUCUCGAAAGGAAAAUAAAGAAACAUGAUGCGCGUACUUACAUAGGUCGUUGUCCUGCAUGGCAAAAAUACCGCUUUUCUUUGCGUCAAGUUACAGUGUUCUUGUGCUCGACUUCUACUAGCAGCGGAACUUCUGGUGCGCGACGACUUGUCACGUAGCUUGUUGUACCCUAUCAAAUCUACAGGGCAGCAGCAGCAGCAGCAAGGCAGUCAGCCAACAGCGACCACCACAACGGCCACCGCGAACUCAAGCAAGGAACGGGAAAUGUUGAUAUGCAAUUAUGAUUAUGAAGUGCCACCACGUACAAAAGUCUUUCUGUAUCUGUACUACCACCGACCCCGAGGUUGUUGCUGCAUGACGUCAAAACCAAAGAAGGGGAACACAACUGCAAACUGGCGCACGUCGUCAAGUAGAUUUGGUUGUACAUUCUCUCCAAUAGCGGUAGCAAGGUACAUCCUGCACCAGAAUUGGGAACAAUGGGUCAGCGGACGACCUGGGGGACCACAUCAAGAUGAGAGUAAGUCGUGGUACUCUGGAUGUUUCCAUUCUAUACUUGUUGGGCCAACAGCAAUCCUAUGAGCAGCAACUUGCGCAGCUGCGCACGACCGUCAGCGAACUCGGAGAGCAGAAACACACCCUGGCACUAGAGCACGACAAGAAAAAAUCUGAGUUGUUGGCCGAGAUACACACGUUGCGGACUAGUGUGGCUCAGCUGCAGGAGGUCGUUAACGAAAAAUCUUCGUCUGACGCCGCCAAAAACGGGGGCGGCGCGACGCAGAUUAUUAACGGACGCGCUAGCACUUCUACGGGCGGGUCCAAUGCGGAGCAAGCACAGAACGCGUUGGAUCCGCAGCGACAGCAAGAAACUAUUAAUCGCCUGCAGCAAGAGACCAGAAACAUCACACGACAAGCCACUAUUCGCCGUGAACAAGAAUUGGCUACUUUCCUUGUUCAACUCGUGCUCUCAUGUCAACUUCAUCUGGUGCCUCGUCUCUGCCUCCGGUUCUUAGUUGAAAUCAGUUUUUUUAUGCGUGUAUAAUGGACACGUCGCAUUGUGCCUGUGCGGUAACAAAGAAAGUAGUGCAACUUCAGUUUUUGUCACGCAUUCGCGACGAGCGUAUCGACAAAGCGAACGAUACUAUCCGGCUGCUGCGGUCCCAGGCGAAGGGGUUGCAGGAAAAGGUAAAGUUACAAGCAGCCGAAAUUGCGACGUUGAAAGGCGGUGGAACAGGUGCGGCAACUUUGACUACACCAUCGGGUAUGUUCAUUUUUCUGCGAGUGGUAGGUCUAGUAGGGUGGCGCUGGCGUCGUGGUUCGUCGAGGUGAUGUCGUCGUGUGGCUAGGAGAAAGCAAAAAAUUACGAAUACAAUUACUCAUCCUCUCUGACUCUGUCUUCUACGUCGACAAGUUUAGGUUUUCUUCAACUUGAACCCAGAAGUACAUACUAAUUUUGUCUGCGGCUGAGAAAUUCAAAAAUUCACUUUUGCGACGCCGUGGAGCCACUUGUGUCUCUGUCAGCUCGCAUAUAGCGUCACGCCUUCUGUCUUUUCGUGUGAUCAAUUAGGAGAGGCGCUGAAACAUUAGCGCCAGAUCGUAACGCGGCGCGCAAUACACCCUGAAAGCAUGGCCGCUUUUGGCGGUGUUUGACAUGCUCCCCAGGUCCACCAAAAGUGGCCAGCGCAAAGCCAGCCGGGGCUCAGGGGAGGGGUCCAAGGGGGGCACCCCUGCCGGAGCCGCAGAAGAAUUUGCGCAAAUCGUCAAACGCCAUUGGUAAUUGCCGAUUUCGGGCCUUGCGCAAAUUCUUCUGCGGCCCCACCCUCCGACCCCCCCGGGGACCCCGUCUCGCACCGGACUGUUCUGCCGGAGUCCCACAACUGGGCCACCCGAAGUACGGGGAGCCGGGCGGGCCGGGGUAGGAAGGUAGAAACGCGAGAACCGGACCACGGCCAGCUACCGCGGGCGAGGUGCUUUCCGCUGGCGGCGUCCCUGCUCAGCACCACUGCAACCUCCGAGGCCACCGGGACUGGGACAGCCCAGCCUACUUUGCCGCUACGCCCAAAAAUAAAAUUUUUGAAUUUUUCAGCCGCAGACAAAAUUCACGUUGGUAGUACAAGGACGCGAUUCAUUUCAUUUGAUCUCCUGAACAAGAUAAGUGGAAACAAAAAUUUCACAGCCAGCGCGACGAAUCUCCAAUUGGCCGAGGAAAAUCGGAAACUCCAGGAGGUUUUGGCGCAGGAGCGAACGUAUGAACUGCAAAAUUAUCGUACUAGUAUAUAUAAAUUGCAUUACAAAUUGGCUUAGCAUUGCAAAUGUAAUUUGUGAUGCGGAUUUCCCUUGAUUACUAGAUUUGUAAUGCAUGACUGCGAUUAGUACGAGUGCGAUACUUUUGCACAGGAUAGAACGAAAAAAGAGGAACUGAUGACGAUCGUUUCUUCACUGUAUUCCGAAGUACAGCCCGCACUUAACCCGGUCAUGUCCACAACCAGCUCGACCGGUGAUAUCCAGCUGAAUUUUUUUUGCAAAAAAUAAUAGAUACGUCUGGGCCUUCUGGAAAUUCAAAUAAAGCUGUUGACUUAGUUCUUACUGCCGAAAACUAAAUAAACGUGAAAAGUUUGUCAACAAGUGCAAGAAGCAUGAGGCGAAGCGCGAUCAUUAUGCCGUUGCAACCUGCAGAAAUAUUACAUUUGGCCUUUUCAUCUUCCAGACAACUCAGAUACGAUACAAAAAAGUAUUUGCAAUCCGGAUAACUGGCGAGCAGGCGCAAUUUGAGAAGAUGUUGCCGUCUCCAGCCGAAAUGGCCAGAUCAAUUGCAGGGGUGGCCGCGACCUAGCGAUCUGAAGCUGAACCAGAAUCGCCACUACAGCGGACAAUGAUUUUUUUGGAGGGGAGGAUUCAAUUGGAAUUGCGCUCAUCAGGAUUUCCUAUCCAGGUAGCUGCAUCGACGCAACUACGUUCGUUGAAAGGAGCCUCGUGGGGGUCGUGGUCCCGCCACUGAUGUUACUGUACUAGGGCUCGUGAUAGACCAGGAAAUGGAAAAGGAAAACCCAAUUUAAACUCACCUUGUAUGAUGAUGUCAAAAAAAAACCACACACCUAAACUUCUAUACGCUUAGAACUACGCAACUGUAUCGUGUUUUUCUUCGCUUCAUUUUUUAGCCUUGGAUUAACGCCUUGCUUUAUUCUUCCCUGACUCUGUAAGAUGGUGAUAAAGGUAGUACCGAGAACAUCAUAUGCCAUCAAACCUUGUACUAUCUUUCUAAAACUAAAAAAUCUAUGGUCUUCUUCUGUGUGCCGCCUCUUGCGGUUGUACAACAGAUGCAAAAGCGAAAUGUACCUCAUACUCAUGUACAAAACGCAAUUUGAUGAACUUUCUAAGGCUAAGGAGCAUAUGUAAGCACAAAAAGUGCUGAUAAACCGGCUGAGUCAGGCGGAGGCACUAUUUGACAGUGAGAACUUCCCAGCGCU
Amoebophrya sp. A120 is the source of this 5024-nucleotide messenger RNA. Lineage: Eukaryota; Dinophyceae; Syndiniales; Amoebophryaceae. The record is from the annotation of a GenBank genome assembly.